GGUUGGGAUGCGAGCGGAGCGUGGGGUUACCAGCAGCAGCAGCAGCAGCAGCAGCAACAGACGCAGGAGCCUCAGCUUGGCGGGGCGGAGCUCGACUGGGCGGCCAAAGCGCGGCUCUGGGCGGAGCAGCGGGCGGCGCAGGAAGCGGCGGACGCAGCGGCGGCGGCAGCGGCGGCGACAGCGGCGGCGGCAACGAAUAAAGAAGCAGCAGCUAACGAGGACAAGGAACCGCCGAAGCAGGAUUCUGCAGCAGCGGGUGCGGCGGCGGCGGCGCCGGGAACGCAACAGCAGGAUGUGGGUGCUGGGGGCGGGGGAGGCGGAUACGGGGGGUAUGUCGCUGCUGACGGGACGUAUGUGGGUGGUGGGUAUGGUGGGAGCUCCGGGGCAGAACAACAGCAGCAGCAGCAGCAGCAACAACAAGAGCAGCAGCAGUAUUAUCAGCAGCAUUACCAGCAGUACUACUACCCCCCGGAAAUGCACCAGCAGCAUCAGCAGCAACAGCAAGAGCAGCAGCAGCAGCAGCAGCAGCAGCAAAUGUACAUGUACCCACCUCCGCCUCCUUCCCACGGCCCUCCUCUCCCUCCUCACACUCAUCCCCCUGAUCCCGCGUCGUUCUACCCUCCACAUUACCCCGCUCCCCCCAUGCAAUACCCCCCUCCGCCCCCGGAAUACCCCCCUACUGGCCCUGCGGGUACGUACAACGGAGUUUAUUCGGGAUAUGGGGAUGCCAAUGCGCCUGACGCUGCAGCAGCAGCGGCGGCAGCGGCAGCGGCAGCAGCAGGAGCGGCGGCAGCAGGCGGGUUUCCCCCUCAGCACGAGCAGCACUACCCGCGCCUGCCCCCGCCGCCGCCCGCUCCGCCGCUCCUCUCCGCCCCGCCCCCCGCGCACGCCUCCGCGCUCCCCCCUCCGCCCGGCCCGCCGCCGCAGUACCCCCCACCCGCAACACCAGCAGCAGGGGCAGCAGCAGCAGCAGCAGCGUACGUGCCGCCAGCCAAUCAGGCAGCAGACAUGUCAGUGCUCUCACCAGCGGUGCUGGCGGCGGCACAGGCGGCAGCAGCGUCUGCAGGAAUGUAUUUUGAUCCGGCCGUUUAUGAUGUGGGUGGGGGUGGUUCUGUGACUCCCGGUGCUAAACCCAAGAAGUCCCUCCCCUCGUGGCUUGUGGACGAGGUCGUCAAGAAGAAGGCAGCCCUCGCAGCAGCAGCAGGAGCCGCAGACUCACCCGCUAAAGCCCCCUCCAAGGACAAAUGGUACAACGAUAGGGGCACCCUCGCUGGCACUGGCGGUGCUUCUGGUGGUGCUGCUCGCGGUGGUGGGCGAAGGAGUGUAGAGAGUGAUGAGGAGGAGGACGAGGAGGAGGAGACGGAGGUGCAGAGGAGGAUGGCGAUGAACAACGAGAUCAAACGCGUGCUCACAGAAGUGCUGCUCAAGGUGACUGACGACAUGGUGAGGCGAAUCGCUAUUGAUGCUCUCAGGGAUCCCAGAGAGGAGGAAGAAGAGGAGGCGGAUAGAGGAGGAGGGAGUGGAGAGGAGGAGGGGACGGGGAAGAAGGUUAGUGGAGGGAAAUGGGUGACAGUGGGUGAAGGGGAGGAGGAAGAGAAGGAAGAGGGGGAGGAGGAGAAAGGGGUUGACGGGGAGAGGGAUGGAAACAGGCGUAUGGAGGAGGGGAAGGAAGAGGGGAGAGCAGGUGAAGAAACAGGUGAAAAAUUAGGUGGGGCAGGUGCGGUUGAGGAAAAUAGGAGGGCUGUAGCAGGGGAAGCAGGAGAGGCUGGGGGGAAGGGGGUGGUUGAGACGAGCAAGGCAACGAAUGCUGAGAGGAAGAGGAAGAGUAAGAGGAAGAAGAAACGGGCUGGGGGGGGUGGAGGGUUGCUGGUUGGAGGGCUGUUGGGGAUUGCUUAUGGGAGUGAUGAGGAUGAUGAUGAUGAGGAUGAUGAUGAUGACGAUGAGGAGGAUGAAGGGGAGGAGGAAGAAGAAGAGGAAGAUGAGGAGAAAGAGGAGGAAGAAGAGGAGGAUAAAGAAGAGAAGGAGAAGGAAAAGGAGGAGAGUGAGGUGGUAAGGGAUGCGAAGGAGAAAGGUGUUGAUGGUGGUGAAGGGGGUGGGAGUGCGGUGCAGAGGGAUGGAACGGGGAGGGAGGAGGAGGAUAAGGCUGGUGCGCUGGAGGAGAGGCGGGAGGGGAAGGAUGGGGAAGAGGGGGAUGAAGAAGCGAAGAUAAGGGGUAUGGCAGAGGGAAGGCAGGAGGCAGGGGGACGGGAAGAGGUGCGAAGAGAGGGGGAUGAUGAGGGGGAGAGGGGGAGGAAGAGAAGCGGGGGUGGGGAUGACGGGGUAGUAAAGGGGAAGAAGGCGGAGGAAGGGCGUGGGCGGGCGAGGGGAGAGGAGGAGGGAGGGGAGGAGGAAAACAGGAAGGGAAAGACGAGCAGGAGGAGUGAGGGGAAAGAUGAUAAGGAGAAGGAUGGGGAGAGUGAGGAGAGCGAGGGGAGGAAGAAAAAGAGGAGAGGGGAGCAUGAUAGGAGGGAGGGAAGUGAGAAGAGGCAUAGAGAAGAGAGGGAUAGGAAAGCGAAGAGGGAGGAUGAGGAAGAUAGGGAAGAGAAAGGGAGCAAGCAGAAAAGCCGAGAGACACACGAGUCUCAGGAGAGGAAGAGGGAAAAAGAUAAGGACAAAGAUAAAGAGAAGGAUAGAGGAAAGGACAAAGAGAAGGAUGAUGAAAAAGAGAAGGAGAAGAGGAGUGCCAAGGGUGAAGAGAGGAGCAAAGACAGGGAUGAGAGGAGGGGCAAGGAGAGGGAGAAGGAGAGGAGUGGUGAGAAGGAUGGAGAGCGGGAGAAGGAGAGCGACAGGAAGGGGAAGGAGAGGAAGAGGGAUGGAGAUGAGGAGGGUAGUAGGGAUGAAAGCAGGGAUGAGGGUGGCCGGAAGGAGAAGAAGGGAUCUCAAGUCGAGAAAGAAAAGGAGAAGGAGAAGGAGGAGCGAAGGAACAAGGAGAAGCGCGAGAGGAAAGACAAGUCUGCGGGCAGGAGGAAAGAGGAGAGCAAAGAGAAGAAAGGAGAAGCUGAUGAUAGUGACGACGACAGGAGUGAAGAGCGGGGAAAAGGAGGCAGGCACGGGCGAUCGGAGAGAAAGAAAGAGGCAAGCAGGAAGGGCAGGCAUCGCAGCAAGUCGCUCUCACGGUCCCGGUCGUGGUCCCCUCAACCCGAGCGAUCUCACAGUGACGGGGACGAGGAGGAGGAGGAUCGCAGCAGGUAUGCCCACUUCCAUGCCCUGCCUCCCCUCCCCACCUCAUCGCUCUCCUACUCGUCCUUCUUUUCCAUCUUGUUCCUGUUGAGUAUUCACCGUUUCUUUCAUCUGUUUUGA
Molecule: messenger RNA, 3339 nt
Organism: Closterium sp. Naga37s-1
Lineage: Eukaryota; Viridiplantae; Streptophyta; Zygnematophyceae; Desmidiales; Closteriaceae
Source: the annotation of a GenBank genome assembly